This is a messenger RNA of Anolis sagrei ordinatus, 1123 nucleotides long. RefSeq names its product glyoxal reductase-like. Gene Ontology annotation, molecular function: oxidoreductase activity. NCBI's taxonomy places the organism in Eukaryota, Metazoa, Chordata, Lepidosauria, Squamata, Anolidae. The record is from RefSeq and is a predicted model, not a curated record.
GCUCCGGCGCCCGCCUCCUGUAGCGCGUCUACACGUUGUUGAGACAACAUGGAGCGAUCGGAGCGGGAGAUUCCGAAGUCAUGGGUGCCAGACCGAACCGUGUGGCUGAAUGCCGGGGUGCCGAUGCCGCUGCUGGGCUUGGGGACCUUCUGUCUUCGGGGCGACGAGACGGUGCGCCUCAGCCUGGAGGCCGCUCUGGAGAACGGCUACCGUUUGGUGGAUACAGCUGCCGUCUACGGCAACGAAGCCGCGAUAGGCUCCGCGCUUAACACGUUGCUGCCUCGGCACGGACUCAGCCGCGCAGAUAUCUUCCUUACUAGCAAGUUGAGCCCGAAGGACCACGGGGAGGAACAGGCCGAAGCCGCCUGUCUCCGCAGCUUGAAGGAACUGGGCUGCGACUACCUGGACCUGUACUUGGUGCACUGGCCGGGAACUCAAGGCCGGCCUCAAGACGAUGCGGGGAAUCGAGAGCGGAGGCUGCGGAGCUGGAGGGCGCUGGAGAAGCUGCACAGCGGCGGGAAGCUGCGGGCCAUUGGAGUCUCGAAUUAUACCAUUCGGCAUCUCGAGGAACUGCUGGCCGAGUGCCGGGUGCGUCCAUCCGUUCUCCAAGUGGAGUUCCACCCGGAAUUGGCGCAGUCACCAUUGCUAAGCUUCUGUCGUCGAGAGGGUAUCCACCUCCAAGCCUAUUCCUCGCUGGGCGCGGGGCACUUGGUGGGUCGGCCAGAGGUAGCCAAGGUGGCCAUGCGCCACGGUCGCCAGCCCUCGCAGGUCUUGUUACGCUGGGCUCUGCAGCAAGGGGUGAGCGUCAUCCCCAAGUCGGCCUCCCCGAGUCGUGUAGCCGAAAAUGCUCAGCUCUGGACUUGGGAGCUCAGCCAGGCGGAUAUGGAGGAACUCAAUGCGAUGGAUUGUGGGAAACAUUACUGCUGGGAUCCCAGUGGUGUGGCUUAGGGGCAAGAGGAAGAAGUGCAAACGUUCAGGAGAAGGGUAGGGGAAGAGAUGGAUGGGAAUGAGAUUCCGUAAGUGUGAAUAAACUUUUAUGAAAGUAAAAAAAAAAAAGAUUGAGACAGGAGGGAGGAGUUGGAGGAUUUGAGAAGAGGUUCUGGGUUUGAGCCUGCCACUUUUG